ACAGCUUCCUGUAGCAGGUUACUAGUGCUGGCUAGCCUAUUUGCGUUUUACCCGAACAGGUGAAUUAGAAAGAAAGAGCAGAUGUUUGUUUUUACAGAUGUUUGUUUUUAGCUGUAGCUGGUUUCCUGCUCCGUUGUCUCAAUGGGGGCGCAUUACUGUGCCAUAUGUAGGCAAACAACAUUCACUGGGAAGGGACAUAUCUUCGGGAAAAAUCACCAAAGCAGACUCAGAGUGGUUCUCCUCAAGUUUUUAGAAAAGGUGAAGGAAGCUCGACGAACACUUAAAAAACCCCAAAUAGAAAAGUUUGAUUGCACCCAGCACAAGCAGACAUUCUGGUGCUACUGCUGUGGGCUUGAGAUUGAAAGAAAUGUUACAGACGGCAAGAUGACUGUGCUGUACGGAGGCUUGUUAGAACACAUGGCCACCCCAGAACACCGGAAGAAUACUCACAAGUUCUGGUGGGAAAAUAAGGCCGACCCCAAGUUUCGAGACAAGGUCAUAAUCGCAGAGGAGGAAACUGAAAGGUUUAAAGCUGAAGUGGAAAAAGCAUUGGAAUCAUUUGUGGAGAAGGAAGAUGAAUUCAUAAAACAGCAAGCGGAUCAAAUCCGGGCCCACGAGAAGCAUCGUCAAGAGGUCCUUCAGUCUCUUUUAGAGCGGGACGCAGAGUCGGAGUCGUUCAAUGGACCCAAUGGCACGGACAUGUCUGCAGAGGAUGCUGUCAGCUCUCAGUUUACACCUCAGGGAUCUGACCAGCUGGUGGGGAGCGGCUUUGUCGACACAGUGGUUGAAGCACCGUGGGCUGCAGCAGGAAAAGGCCUGACUUUUAUAGGACAUCAGGAUUCAUCAAACAGUGGAAAUGUUCAUACAGGUGGCGUCCCUCCUUGGCUCCAGGACGAUCCUCUUGAGGGGACCUCGGGAGCUGCGGCACAUCCGCAGAUCGGCCCAUCGCUCCAAGACUUCCUCAAACAGAAGGAGCAAGAGAAGCUGAGGAAGCUUCCACCGAACAGAGUCGGGGCCAACUUUGAUCACAGCUCGCAUACAGACGCCAACUGGCUUCCCUCCUUUGGUAGAGUGUGGAACAGUGGCAGACGUUGGCAGUCCAGGCACCAGUUCAGACAAGAGGAAGGGCAGAAAAAAAGACCGAAGAGGAAGCGGGAACACGGAGCAGAGGGGUCAAAGAAAGCAAAAACAACUGAACAGCUGACAAACUCUGACAACACUUAAACUGAGUGUGUGAGAAUUCACGAGUGAAGGGAUGUAUAUAGUUUGCAAGAUGUGUUUUUACUAUGUUCUGGAUGACUGGACACUCUGCUGUCUGUGUUUUUUUUUGGUAAAAUUGUAUGUAACCUUCUUCCUAACAUGGAGUUUGCAGUUAAGAUAUUAACUUAGUAUAUUAAGCAGUACUAGUGGCAGUAUUGGAUCUAUUUAUGUUAUAACUUCACCUUGGAUAAUUGCCUUGUUGUAUUAAAACUCCAUGGACCAACUUCACAACACCUUUUGCUCCAUUUAAGCGAACUGGAAAUCGGCUUCAAUCAAAGGUAUCGGAGAGGCGAGCCUCAUUGACGUACUUUUCCUGCCCAGAUUCCUCCAGCAAGUCUGUGAUUCAGAUCAAGUUACGUUGAGAACAACAUCACUGUUCUGGCAAAUAAACAGCAGAGGGCGCAAGCCACUCAACUAACCAAGGCAUCUGCUGGGUGGUAACAUGGUAAAACCAUUUACUAUAUUUAUCAGUUUUUAAGGAUGUGUAUUUCUUUAUUUGUUAUGUGGCAAAAACAACACUUCAGUAAGUGAGUAAUGUUUAUUUUGUAGCCAAGUGUAUUUUUUUUCUCACUCAAAUUCCCAUUAAGAUUAUUUGGUAAGCAACUCUAUAAUUAGUGUAACGAGAAUAGCAGUUCUGUGUUUCUAAGACCUCAGACAAUAAAUCCUAAAUACCUUUACCUUUACCC
Morone saxatilis (striped sea-bass) is the source of this 1946-nucleotide messenger RNA. RefSeq names its product centrosomal AT-AC splicing factor (gene cenatac). NCBI's taxonomy places the organism in Eukaryota, Metazoa, Chordata, Actinopteri, Moronidae. The record is from RefSeq and is a predicted model, not a curated record. Bases 142 to 1224 code for a protein of 360 amino acids. The transcript has 11 exons.